Molecule: messenger RNA, 1233 nt
Organism: Eimeria tenella
Lineage: Eukaryota; Apicomplexa; Conoidasida; Eucoccidiorida; Eimeriidae
Exons: 1
Coding region: 1-1233 (410 amino acids)
Biological process (GO): tRNA processing
Molecular function (GO): ATP binding; ligase activity, forming carbon-nitrogen bonds
Source: RefSeq, a predicted model, not a curated record
AUGCAGGGCGAGACGGGUGGGCCCCGCUGCGCAGCUGGGGUCCCCGCUGCAGCAGUGAGGUCCCCCAGAGGGAGGCCCCGAUCCUGCUCGGUGUUGCUGCUGCUGCUGCUGCUGCUGCUGCUGCUUAAUGCAGCAGUAGCAGCAGCGACGUUGGUUCCACCCCCCACCUUUAUAUCUCCCCCAUGGCUGGCUGCCCUUCACCGUAGCCACGCUGCAGCAAUAGCAGCGCGUGCAGCAACAGCAGCAGCAGCAACAAGGAAAGAAGCAGCAGCUGCUGCUGGUGAGCAUUCUAGGGCUGUGGAAGCUGUAAAUGCUGCAGCUUCCUUUUUUUUAGCCAAAGUGCUGCAGCAGCAGGAGCAGCAGAGUGGCCACGGCAUUGGGUCUUCUCUCCCAACUGCAGCAGCAGCAGCAAGAGCAGCAGCAGCCGGAAAGCAGCAGCAGCAGCAGCAGCAGCUGCCAGCCUUGCUGCUUAGCUGCAGCGGGGGGGCUGACAGCACUGCGCUUUUGCAUGCAAUUGCAGGCGCCCUGGGACUUGCUGCUUCUACAAAUAGGGCUAUUGCUGCUGCCGCUGCUGCUGCUGCUGCUGGCCGCGGCCAUGUGCAGCAGCAGCAGCAGCAGCGGCAGAAGCAAAAGGAAAGCCCAGACGCAUCAGACUACCUGACUGCUGCAGAACUGGAUGGCAUUGCAGCAUCCAGCUGCUGCAGCAGCAACAAAACUAACAGCAGCAACAGCAGCACAAGCAGCAGCAACAGCAGCAGCAACAGCAGGAGCAGCAGCAGCAACAGAUUAGCUGCGUGCGUGCCGGUGGGGGACAGCGGAGUGCUUGUUGCUGCUGUUUAUUUUGACCAUCAGCUGCGCCCCACAGAGACGCAGCAGGAGCAGCAGCAGCUAGCAGCAAUCUGUGGGGUGUAUGGACUCCCGCUGCACUGCUACGAGCUGCCAAAGCAGCUUCUUGCUGCAUGCAGGAAGCAGCAGCAGCAGCGGCAGCAGCAGCAGCACGCCAGGAGACGCAGCAGCAAAGCCUCGCCGCAGCAACUGAUGCGCAGCUGGCGCCGGUGCGAGUCAGCUGCCCUUCUUGCGCGUAUCUUACAGCAGCAGCAGAAGCAGCAGCAGCAGAAGCAGCAGCAGCAGCAGCAGCGGGGCUACCUGUUGACGGGGCAUCACGCAGACGACCAAAUAGAGACAAUUUUCAUGAAGCUGCUGCGGGGUGUCAACGUCCUGAACCUGCAGUAA